GGCUGAUUAUGUGGCCGGCCAUAGAUGCUGCUCUCUCAUGUCUCUCCACACUUUUGAUAUCUCCAAUCAUUUACCAAUUUUAUGUCAAAUUGGAUACAGCUGCUCCUGUUCCUGUAGGAUAGCUGAUAAGAACCCUUUACCUCAUUGAUGAUAGAUAACCACCACUGCUCACUAGACUCCACUUUCCGGCAUACAAAAAUAGAUAACAACAGAAGAAAAAGAAAAAACAGAAAAUGGAGGGAACAAUCAAGUCUCCGGCCAACUACGUUCUCACUCCCAUCAGCUUCCUCGAUCGAUCCGCCGUCGUCUACGCCGACAGAACAUCCAUAGUCUACGGUCCUGUCACCUACACGUGGCGCCAGACCCGUGACCGCUGCGUCAGAAUCGCCUCCGCUCUCUCCCAGCUCGGCAUCUCCUCCGGCGAUGUGGUUUCGGUGUUGGCUCCAAACGUCCCAGCUAUGGUGGAGUUGCACUUCGCUGUUCCCAUGGCCGGAGCUCUCCUCUGCACACUCAACAUCCGCCACGACUCCUCCCUCGUCGCCGUUCUGCUCAGACACUCGGAGACCAAAGUCCUUUUCGCUGAUCAUCAGUUCCUCCCAAUAGCUCAAGGAGCUUGCGAGAUUCUCUCCAAGAAAGGCGACAAGGUCCCGCUUCUCGUCUUGAUCCAAGAGCCUAGCGUCCGACCAGCUGUUCUCUCGGGGAGGAACACGAGAUCGAUCAUGGAGUACGAAGACGUUGUGUCCAUGGGGAGAUCCGAUUUCCAAGUCAUAAGACCAAAGGACGAGUGUGAUGCGAUCUCUCUGAACUACACUUCGGGAACCACUUCGAGUCCCAAGGGCGUUGUCUACAGUCACAGAGGCGCUUAUUUGAACUCUCUAGCGACAGUUAUACUCAACGAGAUGCAAUCCUCGCCUACUUACCUCUGGACUAAUCCCAUGUUUCAUUGCAACGGGUGGUGUUUAAUCUGGGGCGUUACCUCGAUUGGUGGGAGUCAUAUAUGUCUGAGGAACGUAACCGCAAAGGGUGUGUUUGAUAGUAUUUGUAAGCAUAAUGUGACUCACACGGGAGGUGCACCGACCAUACUGAACAUGAUCAUCAACGCUAGCGACUCCGAGAAAAGGCCGCUUCCAGGGAAGGUGUCUUUUAUAACCGGCGCUGCACCACCGCCUCCUCACGUGAUUUACAAGAUGGAGGAGUUAGGGUUCUCUGUGUUUCACUCGUAUGGGUUGACGGAGACUUACGGACCGGGAACGGUAUGCACGUGGAAGCCUGAGUGGGACUCUCUGCCUAGGGAAGAGCAGGCGAAAAUGAAGGCGAGGCAAGGAGUGAAUCAUGUAGGGAUCGAGGAAGUCGCUGUGAAAGAUCCUGUGACCAUGAGGACUCUCCCGGCUGAUGGGGUGAGUAUGGGUGAGGUUGUCUUCAGGGGGAACACGGUGAUGAAUGGUUACUUGAAGAACCCUGAAGCGACCAAGGAGUGUUUUAAAGGAGGUUGGUUUUGGAGCGGGGACUUGGGUGUGAAGCAUCCUGAUGGGUACGUAGAGCUGAAAGAUAGGUCCAAAGACAUUAUAAUCUCGGGAGGAGAGAACAUAAGCUCGAUCGAAGUCGAGUCUGUUCUGUUUACUCAUCCUUGUGUUCUCGAAGCGGCUGUUGUUGCGAGGCCUGAUGAGUAUUGGGGUGAGACUGCUUGUGCGUUUGUGAAGCUUAAAGACGGGUAUAAGGCCACGGCCGAGGAGAUUAUAAGCUACUGCAGGGGGAAGCUCCCGCAUUACAUGGCUCCGAGGAGUAUUGUGUUCGAGGAUCUUCCGAAAACAUCGACUGGGAAAGUUCAAAAGUUUGUCCUGAGGAGUAAGGCUCAGGCUAUGGGAAGCUUAUCGAAGAAAGGAACAAGCAAGCUAUGAACCGGUAAGUUUUUUUUUUGUGUGUGUGUCGUGUUGGUUAAGGUAAAUCGGAAACAUUGUACUACCACGGACAAGCCAAGUUGUGUCGUUAUGAAAUAAAGCAUCAUGUUGAUUAAGCUUAAACAGGAAUGAUUAUUGUUUUAAUAUAAACCAAGUUGAAAUAAAUAAAAACAGGUAUGAGGGUUGUA
Raphanus sativus (radish) is the source of this 2086-nucleotide messenger RNA. RefSeq names its product butanoate--CoA ligase AAE1. NCBI's taxonomy places the organism in Eukaryota, Viridiplantae, Streptophyta, Magnoliopsida, Brassicales, Brassicaceae. The record is from RefSeq and is a predicted model, not a curated record.